Molecule: messenger RNA, 793 nt
Organism: Eucalyptus grandis
Lineage: Eukaryota; Viridiplantae; Streptophyta; Magnoliopsida; Myrtales; Myrtaceae
Product: benzyl alcohol O-benzoyltransferase-like
Exons: 1
Coding region: 40-528 (162 amino acids)
Source: RefSeq, a predicted model, not a curated record
UUCCUUGCUCUCUCUCGUCUCCAACCUGCCAUCACGAAAAUGGUUUCACCACCAUCACCUUCUUCUUCUUCUUCUUCUUCUUCGGGACUGCUGACCGUGAACCGCCAUGAGCCGGAGUUGAUCUCCCCGGCGGGAGACACCCCGCGCGAACUCAAACCCCUCUCAGACCUGGAUGGCCAGGAUUGGCUUCGUUUUAUGCUCCCCCUCCUUCUCUUCUACCCACAAAGCCCCUCAAUGAAAGGCCGAGAAGACCCGGCGAGAGUUGUCAAGGAAGCGCUUGCGAAGGCGCUCGUGUACUAUUACCCGUUGGCUGGGCGGAUCCGGGAAGGGCCGGACUGUAAGCUCGGGGUGGACUGUACCGGCGAGGGGAUUCUGUUCGUGGAGGCUGAUGCCGACGUUAGCCUUCAGGAGCUCGGCGACUCCAUGAAGCCGCCAUGCGGCUUCGUAAAUGAGGUGUUGUGUGAUGUGGCUGAGUCGGGUGACAUCAUUGGGUGCCCUUUAUUGUCGGUCCAGGCAAGUAUCGUGUAAAAUGGACGAUAAUAUGUGAUGCGACUAACAAAUGAAAAUAAGAAGAGUUCGGAAAUUCAAAGAGUAUAGUUAUAACUUUUUUUUGUACUUUUCCCAAAUUAUGAUCAAGUAAUAUAAACCAUUUAAUUGUACUAAUUAAGAUUUCAUUCAUUUCCCAAAUUUUGAAAAAUAUUUUCUAGAUAAAUAUAAUUAUUUUUCGAUGUUCGGUUGAAUCCUAAAAAUGAAGCAUUUGCAUUUUUUGCUGUUGGAUAAAGAAAAUAUUUUC